AUGGCUACUCUUACUCUCGCAGAUCUCAUUUCUUCCACCAAGCAUGUCGUUGUUACCUACCCGCUCAUCUGUGUCCUGGGUCUGUUGGUGAUCUCGCUGGCCUACAACAGGCUCAGGGCUGGGCUCAGAAACAUUCCCGGACCCCCACUCGCCGCCUACACCAAAUUUUGGAGGCUGUACGAUGUCUACAAAGGGCACGCUCACGUCACCGCCAUCAAUCUACACAAGAAGUACGGCCCCGUGGUCCGCAUUGGACCUAACCAUGUCUCCAUCUCCGACCCUUCGUUGAUACCAGUCAUCUAUGGAAUCAAGGAGAACUUCACAAAAACCGCCUUUUAUCCGAUACAAUGUAUUUCAUGGAAGAAAAGGCCUGAGAUGAAUCUCUUCUCGACCCGUGACCCAGAGUACCAUCGUAUUGAGAAGCGCAAAAUCGGAGCCGCCUACAGCAUGCCGAACCUGUUACAGUCAGAGGCAGCGAUUGAUUCCUGUGUCACCCUGUUCAUGGAUCGCCUCAAUGAAUUUGCUUCCAAGAGAGAACCCGUGGAUCUCGGUGCCUGGCUGCAAUACUUUGCCUUUGAUGUCGUUGGCGAGGUCACUUUCGCAAGCAAACUUGGGUUUCUCGACCAGGGAAAAGAUGUCGACGGAAUGAUGAAAGCAAUCGAAGGCAUGCUCGCGUAUGCAGCACUCUGUGGUCAAGUUCCCGAACUGCACCAUGCUCUCCUGGGAAAUCCACUGUUUACCCGACUCAUGCCCGCCAUGGAGACCUGGAACCAGGUGCUCGUCUUCACCCUCAAGGCGAUCAAUGGGCGGGCAAGCAUCAAACGAGACGGCGAGCUGAUCAAUGCCGACGUCGAAGGCCGUGACAUGCUCAGCCGCUGGGCGUAUGUCAAAUCCUCAGAUCCCCUCAAGAUGAACACCCGCGACAUUGUCGUCCACUUGUCGACCAAUGUCUUCGCCGGCUCAGACACGACAGCCAUCGCGCUUCGCGCCAUCGUCUAUUUCCUCUGCCGCCAUCCGGAAUGUAUGGACCGUCUGGUUAACGAAAUAGACAACGUGGACAAACAGGGGAAGCUCAGUCAACCCAUCACCUUCAAGGAAGCCACCACUGUCCUUCCUUAUCUAGGUGCUGUUGUCAAGGAAUCCAUGCGUCUUCACCCUUCGGUCGGCCUGCUUAUGGAGCGGCAUGUCCCAGCCGAGGGCCUCACUGUCCAGGGCUACCACAUUCCUGCGGGAACAAUAGUGGGUAUCAAUCCUUGGGUGACCAACCGCUCAGCCGUCUUCGGUCCGGAACCGGAGGAAUUCAACCCAGACCGGUGGCUGACUGCGUCUGAGACUCAGCUGAAGGAAAUGGACAGCAUCUGGGAGCUGAAUUUCGGGGCAGGGAGCCGCAAGUGUAUCGGUCGUAACAUCUCGUGGAUCGAGAUCCACAAAGUCAUACCUGAGCUGCUCAGGCAGUAUCACGUCGAAUUGACGUACCCGGAAAAGGAGUGGCACAUCUGCAACCACUGGUUCGUGCAGCAGGAGGGUGUGAUCUGUACCCUGAAGAAGAGAUGA
Molecule: messenger RNA, 1554 nt
Organism: Cladophialophora psammophila CBS 110553
Lineage: Eukaryota; Fungi; Ascomycota; Eurotiomycetes; Chaetothyriales; Herpotrichiellaceae
Product: cytochrome P450 oxidoreductase
Exons: 2
Coding region: 1-1554 (517 amino acids)
Molecular function (GO): oxidoreductase activity, acting on paired donors, with incorporation or reduction of molecular oxygen; monooxygenase activity; heme binding
Source: RefSeq, a predicted model, not a curated record